UUCCUGUCUUAAGGCAUCAACCCUCCAACUCUUCUGUUCGAUCGUUUUGUGUUCCAUUUGCGCAGAGGAGGAGUUGUUGUACUCAGUGGGAGCUGGAGUUUGUCUCAAGACCCAUUUGGCCAUCCUGUCACCGUCUCUACUUCGUUUUCAGCUACCUUUUUGGAUAAUGCUUAUGGAAUUUGAGGGGAAACUUGAGGUAAAAAUGCAGGAUGUGAAAUUCCAUGGCCAGUUUUUGGAGAAAAUGCUCUCUAACAGGAUACCUUCAGGGCACAAGCGCUUCGACAGUGAUUCCCAGAAGAAAAAUGGAGAAGACGAACUGAACUCUAUCCCUGGAGCAACCCAUGAUGCUAAAGCAGUUAACGGAAAGCCCAAUGGUGAAAGCGGGUUCGGGGACAACCCAACGCCUGGAGCUAAGGUCCAGAGCUCGUUAAAACAAGAGAUUUUGCAACUCGAAAAACGAUUACAGGAUCAACUCACAGUGAGAUAUGCUCUUGAAAAAGCGCUGGGAUAUAGUUCUUCUGCAAUAUGUUCCUCAAAGGAAACUUCAAUGCCAAAGCCAACAAAGGAACUGAUAAGAGAGAUAGCCAUAUUAGAGCUAGAGGUUACGCAUCUGGAGCAGUAUCUGUUGUCACUUUACCGUAAAGCUUUCAAUCAGCCAACAACUACACUGAGUUCCCAAUCAGAGCAACUUCAUGAAUCUGCAAAACAUAAGAUCUUGUCUACUAAAGGAAACUCCAGAGUUCAAUCGAGUCGAUCUGAAGUAACUCAGCAAUGGAAUAUCAACUCAGUGAAUGAUGAUUUCGAACUCAAGUGCCAUGACAAGUUUCUUGGUCCUGGUGUCUACCGCAGCCAUUCUUCUCUUUCUCACCGUGCAAUUUCUUCUGCUAGAAUAUCUCCUUCAGAAGAUAGCCUAGCAAGAGCUCUUGACCCAUUCCAUUCUCAGCCUUUGUCCUUUCAUGAGGAGGAACAAAAUGAUAAUUCAGGGGUGGUCAGCUUGGCUGAAUACCUUGGCACUAGUAUUGCUGAUCAUGCUGCAGGCACACCUAAUAAACUCUCAGAAGACAUGGUUAAAUGCAUGGCUACAAUAUAUUGCAAACUUGCUGAUCCAGCUUUGGUUUAUCAUGGCCUUUCUUCCUCUCCGGCUUCGUCCUUCUCAUCCAUGAGUGCACUAUCUCCUCGGUACUUGGGAGAUAUGUGGAGUCCUGGCUAUAAAAGAGAAACCACUUUAGAUUCGCGGUUGAUUACUCCAUUUCGAGUUGAAGGACUGAAAGAAUUCAGUGCACCGUACAAUUCUAUGGUGGAGGUGCCCUUAAUUUGUAGAGAGCGUCGGAGGCUCAAGGAUGUCAAAGACAUGCUAAGCAACUACAAGUUAAUCCUUCAGCGGCUAGAGACAGUCGAUCCGAGGAAACUAAAAAAUGAUGAGAAGCUUGCCUUUUGGAUAAACGUACACAAUGCGAUACUCAUGCAUGCACAUGUAGAAUAUGGAAUUCCAGAGGGCAACGUGAAAAGGACUUCUUUACUCAUCAAGGCUAUGUGCAAUAUUGGCGGUCGAUCCUUGAAUGCUGCCAUGAUACAAGGUUACAUUCUUGGGUGCAAAACACACUACACAGGGCAGUGGCUUAGGACAUUGCUUUACCCAAGACUGAAGCAAAAAGCUAAAGAUACGUGGAAAGGCUAUGCAAUUGAGCAACCAGAACCUCUUCUUCAUUUCGCGCUUUGUUCCGGCAGCCAUUCCGACCCUGCGGUUCGUGUGUAUACUUGCAAUCGAUUGUUCGAGCAGCUGGAGUCAGCAAAAGAAGAGUAUAUUCGCGCUACAGUUGGCAUUUUGGAGGAACAAAAGAUUAUUCUACCAAAGAUCAUAGAUUCAUAUGCUAAAGACACAAAGUUAUGCUCCCAAAUAUUGGUUGACAUGAUCCAGUGCUACCUUCCUGAGACUCUCAGAAUGGCAAUGCAAAGAUGCCUACAGAGCAAAUCCAAGAAGAUAAUUGAAUGGGUACCUCACAACUUCAAUUUUAGGUAUUUGCUUUCGAGAGACUUGGCAUUUCCUCAGCUGAACUGAGAACAAGAAUGAGUUGAGGUGCCAGGGCAAUAUGGCCCCAUUUCUUCUUCUUCAUUUUUUUUUUUUUUUGUACAAAAAAGGUUAACAUUUGUUGUAUAUUGAGAAGGUUGUUAUGUGUUAAAUGUGCAUAAUUCAGAUUAAGCGUGGUCAA
Zingiber officinale is the source of this 2210-nucleotide messenger RNA. RefSeq lists its product as uncharacterized. The record is from RefSeq and is a predicted model, not a curated record. The coding region runs from base 167 to 2059 and encodes 630 amino acids. Lineage: Eukaryota; Viridiplantae; Streptophyta; Magnoliopsida; Zingiberales; Zingiberaceae. The transcript is spliced from 12 exons.